Molecule: messenger RNA, 4718 nt
Organism: Maylandia zebra (zebra mbuna)
Lineage: Eukaryota; Metazoa; Chordata; Actinopteri; Cichliformes; Cichlidae
Gene: drosha
Product: drosha ribonuclease III
Biological process (GO): rRNA processing; pre-miRNA processing; primary miRNA processing
Cellular component (GO): nucleus; microprocessor complex
Molecular function (GO): ribonuclease III activity; RNA binding
Source: RefSeq, a predicted model, not a curated record
CUGAAACACGGGCACCUCGAAAGCGUGACCAGGUAGCUAGCCGUAUUGCAUAGCUUCUACUAACAAAUAUUUAAAAUAUAAUAAUAACAAUAUAGUACCAACAUUUAGAAUUUCUGGAUUUUUUUGACCAACAGGAAUGACACACUUUUGUUGUUAGCCCUCCUCGAUUUGAAGCCAUGUCUUUCCAUCAGGAUCGUGGGGGUCCCCGGGGAGGAGUGCCUCCUGGCCAGCACGGUGCCAACCAGAACUACAGACCCACCAACAUAAGGCCGCCCCCUCCCCAGCCUCCAGUUCCUUCCUACCGUUACGAUUCGCAGACUGCCCCCUACAUGCCUCCACACCCUGACUUCAUGCAGUAUCCACCACCAGUUCAAUCCCAAACUUCCAAUUCUCUUAACCAGUGCCCAGUGCGCCCACCUUUCUCGAAGCCCCCCACCCGACAAGGCUUCCCUGAACCGCCACCUAACUUUCCACCUCCUCCCUUACCCGGCUCCGCAGGUGGUCCCGCUCCAAGGGCGCAGGUGUCUGCUCAAAAUGCCUACCACCCUUACAUGAUGCCUCCUGUGCCCCCACCGCCGCUACCACACCCCCCAAUGCCUCCCCCCAUGGCCUCUCAAUCAAUGAACUACCACGCUCCGUACUCCAUGAACUACCCCCAUCCUCCUCACCCUCCAUUCCCUCCUCCUACCUUCAGCUCCAGCUACACCCAAAGCAACACCCAGUUUCAAGCAGACCACAGCAUCAGGCAUGGGGGGCAGUACAAGUACGAGAAGCCCAUGGACAGCAGGAGGUCCCCAGAAAGAGGGUAUCGGCACGAUGAUCACAGGCGGAAGUGCUUUGGCUAUGGAGGCCACGGCGACAGGCACAAAAUGGAAUUUCCUGGAGAGAGGAAGGACCGCGGGAGAAGUCCAGACAGGCGCAGCAGGCAAGAGGGUGGGCGGUAUAGGUCUGAAUACGACAGAGGCCGGACUCCCCCCAGACACAGGAGCAGGGAUCGCAGCAGAGAGCGGUAUCGGCACAGAGACAGUCGGAGAUCCCAGUCACCCGACAGGCACAGAAAGAGGCCUCGAAGCCGGUCAACGAGCAGAGACAGGAAACGUGGUCGCUGGGAGGAGGAGAGGGACAGGAGGUCAGAGAGCUCCUCGGGGCUGAGCAGAGAGCGCAGCUUCUCCGCCAUAAGGAGCAGAGACUCUGAUGAAGCCUUCAGCGACAGAGACCGAGAGCGGGAGAGAGAGAGGGAACGGGACAGGGAGCGAGAAAAAGUGAAGGAGAAGGGCGAUGACGAGAAAGAAGAGGAAGACCUGCUGAAACCUGCCUGGAUUCGGUGCACCCACGCAGAGAACUACUAUUCCAAUGACCCCAUGGACCAAGUGGGAGACUCUACAGUGGUGGGAACGAGUAAACUGCGUGAUCUGUACGAGCGCUUUGAGGAAGAGCUGGGAAACAGACAGGAGCGAGCCAAGGCUGCUCGACCCAAAUGGGAGCCGCCCAAGACCAAACUGGACGAGGACCCAGAUGACAGCAGCAGCGACUCAGACUGUGAGUCAGAAGGCGAAGGAACCACCUGCUCCAGCAGCUCUGACUCAGAGGUUUUUGAUGUCAUCGCUGAGAUCAAAAGGAAGAAAGCUCACCCCGACCGGCUGCACGAGGAGCUCUGGUACAAUGACCCCGGGGAGAUGAAUGAUGGUCCCCUGUGUAAGUGCAGUGCCAAGGCCAGACGUACAGGGAUCCGCCACAGCAUCUACCCGGGGGAAGAGCCUGUGAAACGGUGCCGUCCAAUGAACAACAACGCUGGCAAACUGUUCCACUACAGGAUCACUGUGUCACCUCCCACCAACUUCCUGACCGACAGGCCGACAGUGAUUGAGUACGAUGACCACGAGUACCUGUUUGAAGGCUUCUCUCUCUUCUCCCACACUCCUCUCACUAACAUUCCAUUGUGCCGUGUGAUCCGCUUCAACAUAGAUUACACCAUUCACUUCAUAGAGGAGAUGGCACCGGAGAACUACUGCGUCCGAGGCCUGGAGCUGUUUGCCUCCUACUUGUUCCGGGAUAUUCUUGAGCUUUAUGACUGGAACCUGACAGAUCCGGAGUCUGACGGGGAGGUCUCUGGAUGCCCACGGUUCCAUUUCAUGCCACGUUUUGUCAGAUUUCUGCCCGAUGGCGGGAAGGAGGUGCUGUCAAUGCAUCAGGUGCUGCUCUACCUACUACGCAGCAGCAAGCCCCUGGUCCCUGAGGAGGAGAUUGCAGAUAUGCUGCAGUGGGAGGAGCUGGCGUGGCAGAAGUACGCCGAGGAGUGCAAGGGCAUGAUCGUCACCAACCCGGGCAUGAAACCGAGCUCUGUGCGCAUCGACCAACUGGACAGGGAGCAGUUCAACCCAGACGUCAUCACUUUCCCCAUCAUCGUUCAUUUUGGGAUACGGCCCGCGCAGUUAAGCUACGCUGGAGACCCCCAGUAUCAGAAGCUGUGGAAGAGCUACGUGAAACUACGCCACCUGCUGGCCAACAGCCCCAAGGUCAGGCAGAUCGACAAGCAGAAGAUGACACAGAGAGAGGAAGCUCUUCAGAAGAUCCGUCAGAAGAACACGAUGCGCCGAGAGGUCACAGUGGAGCUCAGCAGUCAGGGCUUCUGGAAGACUGGCAUCCGCUCCGACGUCUGUCAGCACGCCAUGAUGCUCCCCGUUCUCACCCAUCAUAUCCGCUACCACCAGUGUCUCAUGCAUCUGGAUAAGCUCAUCGCCUAUGUCUUCAAGGAGCGCUGCCUCCUUCAGCUGGCCUUAACUCACCCCAGCCAUCACCUCAACUUUGGCAUGAAUCCCGACCACGCCCGCAACUCGCUGUCCAACUGCGGCAUCCGCCAGCCCAAAUAUGGCGACAGGAAGGUCCACCACAUGUACAUGAGGAAAAAAGGAAUCAACACAUUGAUUAACAUCAUGUCUCGUCUGGGACAGGAUGACCCCUCCCCUUCCAGGAUCAAUCACAACGAGAGACUGGAGUUCCUCGGUGAUGCUGUUGUCGAGUUCCUCACCAGUGUUCACCUGUACUACCUUUUUCCCAGUUUAGAGGAGGGUGGCCUGGCCACCUACAGAACGGCCAUCGUACAGAACCAGCAUUUGGCCAUGCUAGCCAAGAAACUGGAGCUGGAUCGCUUCAUGCUCUACGCUCACGGACCGGAUCUGUGCAGGGAGUCGGACUUGCGGCACGCCAUGGCCAACUGCUUUGAGGCUCUGAUGGGGGCCGUGUAUUUGGAAGGAGGCUUGGACGAGGCCCGGCAGCUCUUUGGGAGGCUGCUUUUCAACUCUGAGGAUCUGCGGGAGGUCUGGCUCAACUACCCACCACACCCCCUGCAGGUACAGGAGCCGCAGACAGACAGGCAGCUGAUUGAGACGUCGCCGGUCCUCCAAAAACUGACCCAAUUCGAGGAGUCUAUCGGAGUUUUGUUCACACAUGUGCGCCUGCUGGCCAGAGCCUUCACCUUAAGGACCGUGGGCUUUAACCACCUCACCCUGGGCCACAACCAGAGGAUGGAGUUCCUGGGAGACUCCAUCAUGCAGCUGGUAGCCACAGAAUAUCUCUUCAUCCACUUUCCUGACCACCAUGAAGGACAUUUAACACUCCUCCGUAGCUCCCUGGUAAACAACCGCACGCAGGCCAAAGUGGCCGAGGAGCUGGGAAUGCAGGAGUUCGCCAUCACCAACGACAAAACCAAACGUCCAGUCGCGCUGCGGACCAAGACUCUGGCCGACUUGUUGGAGUCUUUCAUCGCAGCUCUCUACAUUGAUAAAGACCUGGAGUACGUGCACACAUUCAUGAACGUCUGCUUUUUCCCUCGACUGAAGGAGUUCAUUCUGAACCAGGACUGGAACGACCCCAAGUCUCAGCUGCAGCAGUGUUGUUUGACCCUGAGAACAGAGGGCAAGGAGCCUGAUAUCCCACUCUACAAGACCUUGCAGACGGUGGGGCCGUCGCACGCGCGCAUUUACACCGUCGCCGUGUAUUUCAAAGGAGAGCGAAUCGGCUGUGGCAAAGGCCCAAGCAUCCAACAGGCAGAAAUGGGAGCUGCGAUGGAUGCGCUCGAAAAAUAUAACUUCCCACAGAUGGCUCAUCAGAAGCGCUUCAUCGAGCGGAAAUACAGGCAGGAGCUGAAGGAGAUGAGACGAGAGCGGGAGCGGCAGGAGAAGGAAACCGAAGACUCGGAAGAGUACAGGAAGUGACAGCGCCUUCUUUGGGACAGCCAAUCAGGACCCGGGUCCACAUUAGGGAGCCUUCUCUGCAGAUGUUGCAGCUGUUCAGGCAAGAGCUAGCAAAACGGAGGUGCCACUAGUUGAUCAUGAAGAUGUAGUAAGGAAGAUAGAUGGGUUUUAGGUAGGGAUCAACUGGGUCAAAGUGACCGUUAGCACAAAUAUUUGGGGGGAAACUAGCUUUGUGGCCAGUAUUUUCAAAGUAAAGGUAGGGCAAAGGGAAUUAGAAAUGAAGCCUCAUGCGUUCAUGUUUUAUGCUGUUUAUCACUCUGGCUCUGUCGAAGGUGGCUUUAUGUUGUCUUAUGUGUGUGUGUGUUAAAUAUAGAGUGGAACCUUUUUAAAAACAAAGCCACAGCAGGACCUCACCGUGUUACUGGCACAUGGCAAAAAAACCCAUUUUUUAAAAUGGAGUAAGAACUGUUAAAUAAACCAUCAGAGCAUCUAUUGUAAAUAAAGUUUCUGAUUCUGGUCCAAAAA